This is a messenger RNA of Pipistrellus kuhlii (Kuhl's pipistrelle), 7208 nucleotides long. RefSeq names its product tankyrase (gene TNKS). The transcript is spliced from 27 exons. Gene Ontology annotation, cellular component: ciliary inversin compartment; nucleus; cytoplasm. Gene Ontology annotation, molecular function: NAD+ poly-ADP-ribosyltransferase activity; protein binding. The coding region runs from base 62 to 4048 and encodes 1328 amino acids. The record is from RefSeq and is a predicted model, not a curated record. Lineage: Eukaryota; Metazoa; Chordata; Mammalia; Chiroptera; Vespertilionidae. Gene Ontology annotation, biological process: protein localization to ciliary inversin compartment.
CGGAAGUGAGGGCGGGCUGUGGGGGCCGUUGCCGCAGUGACAGUGCCCGGGGAGUCCGAAGAUGGCGGCGUCGCGUCGCUCUCAGCAUCAUCACCACCAUCAUCAGCAGCAGCUCCAGCCCGCCCCGGGGGCUUCGGCGCCGCCGCCGCCACCUCCCCCGCCACUCAGCCCGGGCCUGGCCCCGGGGACCACCCCAGCCUCUCCCACGGCGGGCGGCCUGGCCCCCUUCGCCUCCCCGAGGCACGGCCUAGCGCUGCCCGAGGGGGAUGGCAGUCGGGAUCCGCCCGACAGGCCCCGAUCCCCGGACCCGGUGGACGGCACCGGCUGUGGCACCACCGGCACGAUCUGUUCCGUCGCCGCCGCUCCCGUGGUACCCGUGGUUUCCGCCGCAUCUGCCGUCGGAGUCCCUCCCAACCCAGCCGGCGGGGGCAGUCAUAAUAAUUCACCGUCGUCCUCGUCUUCCCCAACUUCGUCCUCCUCUUCCUCUCCGUCCUCCCCCGGAUCGAGCUUGGCGGAGAGCCCCGAGGCGGCGGGACUGAGCGCCGCCGCGGCCGCCGCGGGGCCCGGGGCGGCGGGGCCGGGGCCGGGGGUCCCCGCCGUGAGCGGGGCGCUGCGGGAGCUGCUGGAGGCCUGCCGCAAUGGGGACGUGUCCCGGGUGAAGAGGCUGGUGGACGCGGCCAACGUGAACGCCAAGGACAUGGCCGGCCGGAAAUCUUCCCCCCUGCACUUCGCUGCAGGUUUUGGAAGGAAGGAUGUCGUAGAACACUUGCUGCAGAUGGGUGCUAAUGUCCAUGCUCGUGAUGAUGGAGGUCUCAUCCCACUUCAUAAUGCCUGUUCUUUUGGCCAUGCUGAGGUUGUGAGUCUGUUACUGUGCCAAGGAGCCGAUCCAAAUGCCAGGGAUAACUGGAACUAUACCCCUCUGCAUGAAGCUGCUAUUAAAGGGAAAAUCGAUGUAUGCAUUGUGCUGCUGCAGCACGGAGCAGAUCCAAACAUUCGGAACACUGAUGGGAAAUCAGCCCUGGACCUGGCAGAUCCUUCAGCAAAAGCUGUUCUUACAGGUGAAUACAAGAAAGACGAACUCCUAGAAGCUGCUAGGAGUGGUAAUGAAGAAAAACUAAUGGCUUUACUGACUCCUCUCAAUGUGAAUUGCCAUGCAAGUGAUGGACGAAAGUCUACGCCUUUACAUCUUGCCGCGGGCUACAACAGAGUUCGGAUAGUUCAGCUGCUGCUUCAGCAUGGUGCUGAUGUUCAUGCAAAAGACAAAGGUGGACUUGUGCCUCUUCAUAAUGCAUGUUCAUAUGGACAUUAUGAAGUCACAGAACUGCUACUAAAGCAUGGAGCCUGUGUUAACGCUAUGGAUCUCUGGCAGUUCACUCCUCUGCAUGAGGCUGCUUCCAAGAAUCGUGUAGAAGUCUGCUCUCUGUUGCUUAGCCAUGGUGCUGAUCCCACAUUGGUCAAUUGCCAUGGGAAAAGUGCUGUGGAUAUGGCUCCAACUCCUGAGCUCCGGGAGAGAUUGACUUAUGAAUUUAAAGGUCAUUCUUUAUUACAAGCAGCAAGAGAAGCAGACCUAGCCAAAGUCAAAAAAACACUUGCCUUGGAAAUCAUUAAUUUCAAACAACCACAGUCUCAUGAAACUGCACUGCACUGUGCUGUGGCCUCCCUGCAUCCCAAACGAAAGCAAGUGACAGAAUUGUUACUUAGAAAAGGAGCAAAUGUUAAUGAAAAAAAUAAAGAUUUCAUGACUCCCCUGCAUGUCGCAGCAGAAAGAGCUCACAACGAUGUUAUGGAAGUUCUGCAUAAGCACGGAGCAAAGAUGAAUGCGCUGGACACUCUUGGUCAGACUGCUUUACAUAGAGCUGCCCUCGCAGGUCACCUGCAGACCUGCCGCCUCCUGCUGAGUUAUGGCUCUGACCCCUCCAUCAUCUCCUUACAAGGCUUUACUGCAGCGCAGAUGGGAAACGAGGCAGUGCAGCAGAUCCUGAGUGAAAGUACACCUAUGCGUACUUCUGAUGUUGACUAUCGACUCUUAGAGGCAUCUAAAGCUGGAGACUUGGAAACUGUGAAGCAACUCUGCAGCCCUCAAAAUGUGAAUUGCCGAGAUUUAGAGGGCCGGCAUUCUACGCCCUUACACUUUGCGGCAGGCUAUAAUCGUGUGUCUGUUGUGGAGUACCUUCUACACCACGGUGCCGACGUCCAUGCCAAAGACAAAGGUGGCCUGGUGCCCCUUCAUAAUGCUUGUUCAUAUGGACACUAUGAAGUAGCUGAGCUUUUAGUAAGGCAUGGGGCUUCUGUCAAUGUGGCGGACUUAUGGAAAUUUACUCCUCUACAUGAAGCAGCAGCUAAAGGAAAAUAUGAAAUCUGCAAGCUCCUUUUAAAACAUGGAGCAGAUCCAACUAAGAAGAACAGAGAUGGAAACACACCUUUAGAUUUGGUUAAAGAAGGAGACACAGAUAUUCAGGACUUACUGAGAGGAGAUGCUGCCUUGCUGGAUGCUGCCAAGAAAGGCUGCCUGGCAAGAGUGCAAAAACUCUGCACCCCAGAGAAUAUCAACUGCAGAGACACCCAGGGGAGAAACUCAACCCCUCUGCACCUGGCAGCCGGCUACAAUAACCUGGAAGUAGCGGAAUAUCUUCUAGAGCACGGAGCAGAUGUUAAUGCCCAAGACAAAGGUGGCUUAAUUCCUCUUCAUAAUGCAGCGUCCUAUGGGCAUGUGGACAUAGCAGCAUUAUUGAUAAAAUACAACACAUGUGUAAAUGCAACAGAUAAGUGGGCUUUUACUCCUCUUCAUGAGGCAGCCCAAAAAGGAAGGACCCAGUUAUGUGCCCUCCUCCUAGCGCAUGGAGCAGAUCCGACUAUGAAGAACCAGGAAGGUCAGACACCCUUAGAUCUGGCAACAGCUGACGAUAUCAGAGCUUUGCUGAUUGAUGCCAUGCCCCCAGAGGCCUUACCUACCUGUUUUAAACCUCAGGCUACCGUAGUGAGUGCCUCUCUCAUCUCACCAGCAUCCACGCCCUCCUGCCUGUCCGCUGCCAGCAGCAUAGAUAACCUCACUGUCCCUUUAGCGGAAUUGGCAGUAGGAGGGGCGUCCAAUGCAGGGGAUGGCGCAGCGGGCACAGAAAGGAAGGAAGGAGAAGUUGCGGGUCUUGACAUGAAUAUCAGCCAAUUUCUAAAAAGCCUGGGUCUUGAACACCUUCGGGACAUCUUUGAAACAGAACAGAUUACCUUAGAUGUAUUGGCUGAUAUGGGUCAUGAAGAGUUGAAAGAAAUAGGUAUCAAUGCAUAUGGACACCGCCAUAAACUAAUCAAAGGAGUAGAAAGACUCUUAGGUGGACAACAAGGCACCAACCCUUAUUUGACUUUUCACUGUGUUAAUCAGGGAACUAUUUUGCUGGAUCUUGCUCCAGAGGAUAAGGAAUAUCAGUCAGUAGAAGAAGAGAUGCAGAGUACAAUUCGAGAACACAGAGAUGGCGGUAAUGCUGGCGGCAUCUUCAAUAGAUACAAUGUCAUUCGAAUUCAAAAAGUUGUCAACAAGAAAUUGAGGGAACGAUUCUGUCACAGACAAAAGGAAGUGUCUGAAGAGAAUCACAACCAUCACAAUGAGCGCAUGUUAUUUCAUGGUUCUCCUUUUAUUAAUGCCAUUAUUCAUAAAGGGUUUGAUGAGCGACAUGCAUACAUAGGAGGGAUGUUUGGAGCUGGGAUUUAUUUUGCUGAAAACUCCUCUAAAAGCAACCAGUAUGUUUAUGGGAUUGGAGGAGGAACAGGCUGCCCCACGCACAAAGAUCGGUCAUGUUAUAUAUGUCACAGACAAAUGCUUUUCUGUCGAGUGACCCUUGGAAAAUCCUUUCUGCAAUUCAGCACCAUGAAAAUGGCUCAUGCCCCUCCAGGACAUCACUCAGUCAUUGGGAGACCAAGUGUGAAUGGGCUGGCAUACGCCGAAUACGUCAUCUACAGAGGAGAACAGGCAUACCCAGAGUAUCUCAUCACGUACCAGAUCAUGAAGCCGGAAGCUCCUUCACAGACUGCAACCGCCGCAGAGCAGAAGACCUAGUGAAUGCCCACUGGUAAAGCCAGAUCAAAUUUAAGCCUAGGACUGGACUCGAAUGGACUCUUUCCAACAAAACCAACAUUCUAUAAAUCCCUGACAGCCUAGGAAAGCUGUUUGUCAUUACGAAGCAUUGCUAUAGUGAUGGAUAUAGUAUGAGUAACUGAUACAUACUCAACUGCUGCUGUUCCCUUUGAGGAAAUGUUUACAGGGGCGGCCUUUUAAUAUAACUCAGGCUCACUUUCAUUGCAGUUAUCCAUUCCUAAAAUAAGAUUGCUUUGAUCUAGACUUGGAAAUGGAAAAAAAAGAAAACAUAAACAGUACGUUCCCAAAUGUUCACAAUUUACACACUACAUUUGCUUUGUUAUAUAUGCCUUUUAUAUAACAAGUACGCAUACCCGGGCUCACUCUUAGUUUUUUCUAAACAGGCGUCAUUGGCUUUUUUUUUUUUUGCUUUUUUUUUUUUUUGAUAAUGAGCUGGAGCCUUCUUGAUGAUAUUUUGCACAAAGUCUCACUGACUAAAUCAUUAGCCAUGCAACCUAAGCUUCUGGCUGAGCAAGACUAGUCUCCAUUUUUUUUUUUUCCACUUUGAUUUAUAUGUGUAUUUCUUAUAAACAUGAAUUAAGAUGGAAAGGGAAGAUAUCAGGUUUCAGUCCUUUUAUUGAUUGGCCAGUCUUACAAGAGAAAGGCACAAGCAUCAGCCUGGCUUGGAGCUCCCAAUGUGAAAGAAGCAGAGGAUGAGAGCCUGCUGUCUCCGGUACAAGCCUGCCUCAGAGGCAUCAAGACCUGCUGGGGCCCAACGGAGCCAGGGAUGGGGGUGCUGCCACCAAGCCUGGAGGUGAGACAACCAGGGAGGGCUGGGAAGAAGCCGCUUCCUGCGAGGAGCCUGUGGUUCUGUGCUGGUGAAGCAGAAGGGGACUGCGGGGACGCCUCAAAGAAAAAAAUCCUCGUCAUUUAAUCCGCCAGAAUCGUCCCAGAACAGCUGCCUUACCCAAAUUCAGUCAAAAUGUACUUCAUUGGAGUCACAGAAAUAUCACUUACUGUUUCUCUCUGUUGAAAGCUAGUGUUUAAGUCCUAUUUAGCAGAUAAAUAGGCACAAAUGCAAGGACUUCUUAGUUUACUCAAGAUUUGGCGCUUAUUUUGAGUGAGGUUCUUCAGAUAGUCUAGAUAGGUCCCUGCACUAAAUUUUAGAAUGGUAUCUUCAAGCAUCUGAGUAGACAAGAACAAAAACUUGAAACCAAAGCGCUUUCAGUUAUUUUCUUAAUGAAGAUGGAGAAAUGCCAUGCUGUUACUUCAUGAAGUUACUACUUUGUUUAGCUUGUUUAAUCAGCAUUUGCUAAAUGCAGACACUUGUAAAAAAUUAGUGCAGUUCUUACGCGUGCCCUUUUCACUUAACUGAACAUCAAAUAAGUGCAUUGGUUUAUUACUUUCACAUGCUGUGCACCUACUCGGCUUUGAAGCAAAGUAAUAUGUGGUAAAGAAAAGGAGAAAUAGGAUGGCACAAACUUGCCAUUCCAACUUGAAGUCCUGAAAACUAAUUUGUUUUUUAAUGCAGGCUGAUUUAGCUGUGACCUCAUUUAAUCACCUGAAGCAAAAUAAAAUAGUUACAUGCAAAGUUCCUAGAAUAGGCUCUUAAAAUAUACAUUUCACUUUCUCUCUGGCUUGAAUCCGUUGCUAGAACUAGGCACUGGGCAUUAGUUUGAGUUUUCUAGCUCAAAAUUAAAUCAAGAAUUAGCCUCCGUUUUUUGCUUCUGAUGAAGUGUCAGUGGCCAGGCUGGGUGUGUGUGUCUCCGCUCCUUGUGUAAUAUCACUAGAAUUCCAUAGGGAGCUUUGAAGUUUGAUAUUCAUUAAGAGGGCUGUCUCCCCCUUUCCUUCUGUUUUGCUGUGUAACAGUGGGUUGGUGAAAUUGGCAUCCGUGUAGUUUUCAGUGGCUGUGAAAGUGUAUAUUAUCUCCCUUCUUAGACUUAGUUUAAAAUGGUAAACAAAGCUGUGAUUUUUAGUUAAGUAAAAGGGUUAAUAUGGUAUAGAUACCAAAAGCUUUAUAGCUUUUCAAAAAAGAUAGGCCACUAUACGACUAUGGUUGUAUGUCAUUUCCAUCAUGCUAACUGGAUUAAUGGAUGUGCCAGUUUUAAACUUCAACCUUACACUUGAGAAGUCAAACUGUGGUUCAGUAUUUAAACUGCCGAUGUUAUAUAUCGUCCAUUCUGUGUGCUGAGUAAAGGUGCCGUGUAAGGGAGACAUUCGCAGUGCUUCUUGUCUUAUAAUGAUUCAAGUAUAUAGUAGUUCUUGGAAGAAGGGUACAUAUUAUUCAUCUGCUAAAGAGAAUGGGUUCAUUAACAUCUCACAAGAACCAAGUACAUGUCUUCAAAACUUGGAAACCAAAGGUCAUCAUGAGUGUACUCAAAUUAGCAAGUCAGUUACAUUUGGGAUUCCCAUCCAAAGCAGUGUAAAAACCCUUUGGAGUGUAAAAGCAUGGCAUUGAACUAGGCUGAAGUCCACUUAGGUUCGUGUAUACGUGCAUACUCUACAGAAACACUAGCAAGUUGAGGACUUCCAACAUGGCCUCCCCUGAACCGGCCGCUCUGUUACCCAAACUGAAUGAGAGGGAGAAUCUGGACACCAUUAGCCCUACUGCAGUGCUGACAUCAGUUCUAGGCAUGGCCAGCCUGGAUGCUUGAGGCAGACAAGUGCUCUGUACUGGACUCUUUCUCCUAUUUGGCCUCCCCUUUCCCCAGGCUGCUAGUCUGGAAUUAUAGAUAGCGCCAGCAAUUACCUUUGACUCCACUCAUUUUCCUAUCUUCAUUUUGAAUCUUGCAAAAGGAGACUGUACCUUUCUGUUUCCAUAUCACACCCAGACCCAGGUGUUCGGCCUGCUGCUUCGCUAAACAAGUGAUAGUGUGGAGCCCAGAGUUUUAGUCCUCUGCAAAAUAACACCCGUACAACCAGGAUUGUUACUUACCUUCUCCUUCUUGGAAUUUAGUUUCUAGCUUUUCAAUAGCAAGUAGAAUAAACAUCAUUAGGAUGUUUCCAUGAACCAGCAUCCUUGUGUUCUUUGGAGCUUGAUGUUAAUUUCUCUUUGCUCUCAGUGCAUUGAUAGACAUUGAGAAAUGCCUGAAUGUGGCAAAUAAAGUAAUAUAGAUUAAUAUGCUAUUAUUAUAGCCUUUAU